This is a messenger RNA of Nymphalis io (European peacock), 871 nucleotides long. It is a transcript of the gene IscU, whose product is annotated as iron-sulfur cluster assembly scaffold protein IscU. The record is from RefSeq and is a predicted model, not a curated record. Bases 139 to 609 code for a protein of 156 amino acids. Gene Ontology annotation, biological process: iron-sulfur cluster assembly; intracellular iron ion homeostasis. Gene Ontology annotation, cellular component: cytoplasm; mitochondrial matrix. Lineage: Eukaryota; Metazoa; Arthropoda; Insecta; Lepidoptera; Nymphalidae. The transcript has 3 exons. Gene Ontology annotation, molecular function: ferrous iron binding; 2 iron, 2 sulfur cluster binding.
AUACCCAGUAUUCAACUAGGUACCUUCUCAAUAGACAUUGUUCUAAGCAAAUCGGUAAUUCGAAACAAGCUGCAAAUUAAAAAAAGAUUCUAAGGUUUAACUUAAUUCAAGUAACAAUUCUUACAUCUUUCAUUAACUAUGGCUUUCUUGUUGUCUAAUAUAUGUAAAUGUCUGUGUAUGAGAAACCGCUCUGCACUUAACGUCGUACAAACUGCGUCGUAUCAUGCCAAUGUAAUCGACCAUUACGAAAAUCCUCGCAACGUUGGGUCCUUGGAUAAAAAGGACAAAAAUGUAGGAACAGGUUUAGUGGGUGCUCCUGCUUGUGGCGAUGUUAUGAAAUUGCAGAUAAAAGUUGACGACGACGGUAAAAUCAUUGAUGCCAAAUUUAAAACGUUUGGAUGUGGUUCAGCAAUUGCUUCAAGUUCUCUAGCCACUGAAUGGGUUAAAGGCAAAACUGUAGAUGAAGCUUUGAGAUUAAAGAAUACAGACAUUGCUAAGGAACUUUCGCUGCCUCCAGUCAAGCUGCAUUGUUCUAUGCUUGCUGAGGAUGCUAUUAAGGCUGCACUCUCGGACUACAGGAUCAAGAAACAAGAAGCUGAUAAGAAAUAAAUUAAAUAUGUAGUUUUAGGUAAUGUUUGGAACAGAUCUGUGAUUGUAAAGGGAAAUAUCUGGUUAUGAAAAUAUAGAGAAUAGUCUAAGCAUUACAUGUUUACAUCUUUGAAAAUUAUAUCAAUGUCAUAAUGUGUUGUAAUAAUAGAAUCUGGAAAUCAUAUAUUCCAAAAUUUAUGUAGAAUUCCCUGUCUUAGUAAUAUUAAUCAAUUGUUAUGUUAGAUAAUAAAUUAUGUCACUAAUAAAAUGGUUUAUUAAUUUA